UACCCCGAGAUCACUUCGCCUUUAAGAGAAUCAAGCUGCCUGGAUAAGGAUUGUCCAAACUCCAAAAUCCACGAGUUUCGUUGCGGGAUCGAUUUAUCACCCUAUUCGGACCUGAAAACUGAAUUGAUAUGGGAACUAGGUGGAGUGCCGAUCGGUCGUAUGGACAAAACAGAUCCCCGCUACUCCUAUGUGAAACAGAAAGACAAGGUUGGUCGAAGAUGA
Molecule: messenger RNA, 222 nt
Organism: Protopolystoma xenopodis
Lineage: Eukaryota; Metazoa; Platyhelminthes; Monogenea; Polystomatidea; Polystomatidae
Source: the annotation of a GenBank genome assembly